GUGACCACAACGACGUCGUGUGACACCCUGGAGGUGUAUCCCUCCAGCGUGCGGUGUCUCUGCUUCGGUCUGGCCUUCCAAGUUCCAGGCUCCGCGUUUCCUCGUAGAUUUGUCCUUCCCACUCCUUCCGUGCCUUCGGUUCGAACUUCGAACCCUACCCCUUCGGCGUUUGUUCUUCCUCCUCCUCCUUCGCAAUGAAGCUCGUCAGGUUUUUGAUGAAGCUGAACAACGAGACUGUUUCAAUUGAGCUAAAGAACGGGACCGUUGUCCAUGGCACCAUUAUAGGUGUGGACAUCAGCAUGAAUACUCACCUGAAAACUGUGAAGCUAACACUGAAAGGGAAAAAUCCAGUCACUCUGGACCAUCUCAGUGUUCGAGGCAACAAUAUCCGGUAUUACAUUCUUCCUGACAGCUUGAAUCUUGAGACAUUGCUGGUCGAAGAGGCACCUAGAGUCAAACCUAAGAAGGCAACUGCUGGAAGGGCUUUGGCUCGUGGUCGGGGUCGCGGCCGUGGUCGUGGACGUGGUCGGGGGCGAUAGUCGAGUUGCGGUUGGGUGGAAUGUUUUUGGGUUUGGUGUAAACAAUUUCUGUUGUAACUGGAAUUUGUGUAGCCAAUUACUUGUGGGUAAGCGAGGUGUAGCUGCUGUUUAUGUUUGAAACUCCAUUUGUUUAAAGCAUAUUCCGACAGGGAGUGUUGUGGUUCGGGAUUUGAGUAAUUUUGUUGCUCUUAGGAGUGGGAACAUACCGGAGAAAGCUAUAUACUUGUCUUACCUGCUUGAUGAACUGUCCAGUUCGAUCUAUGUUGCAAUUUGGUGUCAAUUGGCUGACCAUCAUAUUUCUAUGUUCACUAUAGUGUAAUAACUAAUAACUAUGGAUGCAAGGGGAACGGAUGUUCGAUCUAUGUUGCAAUUUGGUGUCAAUUGGCUGACUAUCAUAUUUCUAUGUUCACUAAUAAUAUUGUGUAAUAACU
This is a messenger RNA of Linum trigynum, 970 nucleotides long. Lineage: Eukaryota; Viridiplantae; Streptophyta; Magnoliopsida; Malpighiales; Linaceae. The record is from the annotation of a GenBank genome assembly.